Histoplasma capsulatum G186AR is the source of this 378-nucleotide messenger RNA. RefSeq lists its product as uncharacterized. The transcript has a single exon. Bases 1 to 378 code for a protein of 125 amino acids. The record is from RefSeq and is a predicted model, not a curated record. Lineage: Eukaryota; Fungi; Ascomycota; Eurotiomycetes; Onygenales; Ajellomycetaceae.
AUGGAUGCCGUAUCAUCUCGGACUUCGCUCCAAGCGGAUCUCAUUGCUGAUCUCUUCAAUUCCCAUCCUGCUAGUCAGAAUUUUCCAGUUGUCCCUGCGACAUGUUAUUUCUAUCAUGCUGACCUCGGACCCACGAACAUCAUUACAGUUGGAGAUGGUUCUGUAAUUGGUGUUUUGGACUGGGAAUCUGCCGGAUACUCCCCAAAAUUCUGGAUUGCUACCAACCGCUUGUUUCUGCUGGACUCUUCUCGCCUCCGGGUUCCGAGAGUAGAUUGGCUUGGAUCGAGCUUCUUGCAAGCGCGCUGGAGGAAGAGGGGUUUCUGCGGAGAAUUGACCGAUAUGAGACUUCGAGGAACGUUGUGCUGUCUCCAAAUCUAA